GCAUAGAAUUGAAAUUAAGCUCAAUUUCCACAAAACGAAACAAUCCAAGCUGCAGGCCGCAGUGUAGUUUUAAUAGAAUAUUUGACAUAGGCCUACUUACCAUUUAUCACUAUUUAUCAAAAAUAAAAACGUUAUCAAAUGACACGAUGUGAUUAUCGUGCCAUUAGGUUUCGUGUCUAGUGGAAAAUAGGGCCUCUAACAUUAAACGUAUGUGACGCUACGUCAGCGAUUGUUACAUUGUGACGUCAUUCGUUGUCAUGGGGUUCUGACACGCUAGUGUGUGCGGGAGUCGUGCCGCCCAUUAUGCAGUCAGCCUGUCACUUGUCACGAUGUAGACCCUCAACUUGACGUUACGGGUGAUAUCAUGAUGUGGUGAUGGUAGACAACCAAGCUCACAACAGACUAUACACCCUGCGGCCGUUGGCUCCGGAGAUAUGCCUCUUGCUACAAAGAGAGCUGUUCAGUGGAAAAUACUUGCACUUACUCAAGAAAACGUGGAUUACCACAAUUCACGAUUGCCGACCGGAAGUCAUCAAGGAUCACGUGGACAGACGGGACUGGGAGACACAACUUCUUUGUCAUGGGCUCCGAAAGACCUGCGCUGACCUGGGUCGUCUUCGUACGCACAGGAAGACAGAGGAUAACGUGAAAAGGAAAGACAAGCUGUUGUUUCAGAUUGGUGUUCGUGGGAACGGUGAAGGAGACUUCUGUUAUCCCCGGGCUCUGGUGGUUACUGAUACAGGCGACUUGAUUAUAGUAGACACGGCUAACAACCGUGUGCAGGUCCUCAAUCCUUAUGGCGUCUUCAAGUUCUCGUUCGGGACGAAAGGCGAAGCUAAUGGAGAAUUCAAUGAGCCAACGGGUGUAGCCGUGCUUCCAAACGGACGUUAUGUCGUGGCUGAUAGCAAGAACAGACGCAUCCAAGUAUUUCAUCGAAACGGGCGCUUCGACCAAACAUUUUCCACCAAUGGCGUACCGUAUUCAGUGUCAUGUGACAGGUCGUACAAUAUUGUUGUUGGCACGACGGCUAGAAGUGUUGAAAUCUACUCCCGUGACGGUAAAUUUGUAAGAAAAUUUCGAACAAGCGAAUCGACACGGGGGAAAGGCUUCGUCCCGGUUUAUGUCCGCUGUAACAGACGUGAAGAAAUAGUCGUUCUCGAUCCCGAGGAGAAACUUGUGAAAUUUUACACACAGAAAGGCAGAUUCCUGCGCCAUUUCCAACCCGAGCUCGGCGACGACGGCUUAGCGAUGACAGCUAGCUGUAUAUGUCUUGAUUCGAAAGACCGGAUAAUCAUUGGUGAUUCUCUCAAUCACACUAUCAGUGUGUAUGACGAUACUGGUGAUUUUCUCGGCCAAAUCCUAGGACCCUAUGACAGUUUAGGUCCUGUCCAGUCAUGUGACAUAGGACCAGAAGGCCACCUAGGGGUAACAGAGUUCAGUGUCACGGGAGAGCACUGCGUAAAAAUAUUCCGCUUCGUAGAAUGUAUUUGUCAUCUGAACAGACCGGGGUCAACCAAGAGGAGAACGCUCACGAAUUCGGCAGAAAAAGAACACACAUUGUCUCGGAGCAGUUCAAACAGUCCUCAGUGAAGCGUACAUCCAUAAGUUAACUACGGAUUAAGUAGAUACUAGAGAACCCAACCCUCUCAACUUUAGAAUGUACUAUUUUACAUCGUACCCCUUACCAUUUAAGCAACUUCUCUUAGCAUACACCCUAAACACGGAGUAUGCCACACAGUAACUUCAUUCGCCACUGAGAAAAUUUACCAUGUCUUGUUUACCUUCGGCGACCUAGCGAAAUGCAGCAACUUUCCGCUCUGAAACGUUCCGUUCUCCAAAUGAGCGUUUUCAGGCUUUUAUCAUGUUAAAAGGUAUACUUCCCCGUGAUUCGCUCUGCCGCUUUAAGCCAUUGUCCUCUAGGGUUUCUAGGAGAGACAGAGGACUUGCUGUUGUGACUUUGGGGGAUACAGGGAAGUCUUUGUAAAGAUUUGGACAGGGGCUUAUCCGGAUUACCCUGUGACAGUCGCCGGCCUAGAUUGGGAUACAGACAAGAAAAAAAGAAGCUGAAUUAAAUAAAGAACCGUUUUGUGGUCAGUUCACUCUGGACAUAUGAGGUGCUAACUCUAAUACAAUCAGUUUUUGUUUUCAAAAUAAAAAUAAAAAAUGGAUAAAAUAAACUUAAUUAAAGU
Molecule: messenger RNA, 2189 nt
Organism: Liolophura sinensis
Lineage: Eukaryota; Metazoa; Mollusca; Polyplacophora; Chitonida; Chitonidae
Product: tripartite motif-containing protein 2-like
Exons: 3
Coding region: 376-1590 (404 amino acids)
Biological process (GO): proteasome-mediated ubiquitin-dependent protein catabolic process; protein polyubiquitination
Molecular function (GO): ubiquitin protein ligase activity; protein binding
Source: RefSeq, a predicted model, not a curated record